AUGGCAAGAGGAUUUUGGAAUAUCAUGGGAGAAAUCGUAAAAUUAACAUAGGACUAUGUUGGCCAGAAGAAGGCAGAGUACCUAUACAAAGUUAUUAUUCUUGUGAGCUGCUUGAUUGGGUUUGCUAUUUCUUGCAUAACAAAGCAAUUUAUGUACACAGGAUAUGCAGCAAUGAUUUCCACAAUUGUAUCUGGUCAUGCACAGGCCGCAACCAGACACCCCCACCCCCCUAAAAGUGGUACCCCACCCCCCUUUUAAUGGCACCCCCCACCCCCACCCCCCUUUAAUAUAGCAUAGAUAUAUGACAAAUGCUAAUUUAGAGCAGGCGUAAUAAAUAAAUUAUUAUUUUAAAUAUUCAAAAUUACUGAUUUAUACAAUAUCCACAUAGGAGCACAAUCGAUUAAGGAGUAGGUGGAAUGGGGUGAGAAUUUCCUAUAACUACUAAGACACCAUAUCUGAAGAAAUUUGUUAUAUAAUAAUGAUCUUUGGUAUUAAUUAAAGUAUAUCCUGCAUAUAUUUAUGAACUUUGUGGGAAAAUGGCUAAAGAGUCGAAUUAGAGAUCCAGAAGUAAAACUGACAAUAGCAAAUACUAUUUUUAUUACCCACUGUUGAAUUCUGUUACCUAUUCAGUCCUGCAAUCCUUGUACAAUGGGCAUCAUAUUAGCUUUAAUUUAUGAAUCAAUAAAUUUAAUGCAAGUUAUUGUAUUGUGUUUAAUUUAAUAAUUAAUGCCAUUAUCUAUAUCUUUGGCAUUAUAUUUAUAAAUAUAACAAACAAAUUUAAUAUAUUUUCUAAUUAAUUUAAAUUUAUUAAUUAAUCAUAAAUAUUAAAGUACUUUAUGGACUUAAUUUAUGAUAUAGUGUUUUAAUUUGGAUUAUAUUUAAAUUAUUCCGCUUGUUUCCUAUCAAUUACUUCUAUAUGAUAAACACUUUAUUUUUUUAGGGGGGGUGGGGGUGCCAUCUGUGAAAGGGGGGUGGGGGGUACCAUUUUUAGGGUGGUGGGGGUGCGGGGGUUCCCUUAUUAGGGGGGAUGGGGGUGUCUGGUUGCGACCUAUGCUUGACCAUGUAUCUCUUAUCUUGGUAGUCCCACCAUGGCCUUGGUAUAAGAAAAACCCUUUGACCUGGUCGAGCAAGCCGAAGAAAUCUUAA
Blepharisma stoltei is the source of this 1146-nucleotide messenger RNA. NCBI's taxonomy places the organism in Eukaryota, Ciliophora, Heterotrichea, Heterotrichida, Blepharismidae. The record is from the annotation of a GenBank genome assembly.